AUGGUCUUCUCGAACUUAGACAUUGUGUUGUCAGUGUUUCAUCGCGACUAUGCAAUACAUGAGGGAAAGAAUCUGACAAUACCAUGUGGCGAUUCGAUUUAUCCAAGCAUAUGGAGACGUGAUGGUAGAAACAUAACAAACAAUUAUAAUCUAAUUAACGCUGACAAUUCUCUUAUGCUUAUUGACGUUACCUCUGACGAUGCAGGCCUUUACAUUUGUUCUGUUUUGAAAAACUCAUCUGACUCUGACGAUUCAUAUCAAGAAUAUGCUUACACAUACGUGAGGGUGAAAACAAGACCAGGUGCGGUCGGUUCGUUUCGUGCUAAGGCAACAACAAUAAUAGCAGUUUUAAUUUGGGAAGCAUGGCGAAAUCGAACAGGCGGAAGUCCAAUAAUAUAUUACACAGCUGAAAUGAGAAGACUGCCGGGAUAUUAUCCAAAUUAUACAGAAGAGAAAGUGAAGUGGGAGAGAUUAGAUCCACAUCAUAUAACACCAAAUGCAAGACAACUUGAAGUGUAUCAUUUGAAGCCAAAUACGAGCUAUCAAUUUCGUAUUUGGGCGACGAAUGAUGUUGGACCAGGAGAAGUUCAAACAAUCACUGCAAGAACGAUUGAACCAACUCAAGAGAAGGAUCUGAUUUUAAGAAUCUUGGAAGAUGCAAAAGAAUUUGAUACAAGAAUUUGGAUUGCAGCAGUUGCAAUCGGUUUUUGUGAUACCGAUGACCAACGAGCGCCUUUAUCUCCAAUCAAAACGCAUUUUUACGGUUAUGGUGGACGUGACGAUUAUGACAAGGACAACCAAACAUUCUCUAGAAAAAUGUCGAUUUUCUUCACAGGCAACACGAUAAAACGGAUAUGAGUGAAGGUCUUUCCCGAAGAAGAACGUCUCAUCAUCAAAUAGAAUCACCACCCACGAAGAUUUUUCCUUUUUCUAUUUUCAUUUAAAACAAAACCAAAACAAAAAAUCUUUUUGCUAAUGAAAACAUUCACUUUAUCUAAAUUCUUUCUGCUUAUGUCAAAUGAUAAGUUUAUUGAUAAUGAAACUAUAGAGUUUGCACUCAACAUUUGUUAAUUAUUGCUAGUCCGUUGAACAUAUCUUAAUAA
Clunio marinus is the source of this 1103-nucleotide messenger RNA. Lineage: Eukaryota; Metazoa; Arthropoda; Insecta; Diptera; Chironomidae. The record is from the annotation of a GenBank genome assembly.